GUCUGACUCUCACAGUCUCGAUCUACUGUUCCACUCUCGCUGUUCGAUCAUCUUUUUUUAUUGUGAUAAAUUUCGAGUGCGCGUCGGGUUUUCGCAACGAUCGGAGAAACGCUUCUUUUCUGACAAUCUCCGGCGGUCCAUUCCCAGCUGAGCGUGAUGGAGUGGCUUCUACGUACGUUGUCAUUCUUGCAACUCGUACUGUUGAAUAUCCUUCGACCGUACUUCUGGUAUCGUGAUCGUGCACCGCCAAAAGUUAUACCGAUCAAUAAAAACACUUUGCUACGAUUAAGCGCCUGUGAGAUCGCGAGGAGGAUAAGAAACGGCGACAUCACGAGCGAGACGGUCGUGAGCGCGUACAUAGAGAGGAUUAAGGGAGUUAAUCCCGUUCUCCACGCAGUCAUCGAGGACCGUUUCGAGGCGGCGUUGAAGGAUGCCAAGGAGUGUGACAAGAAGCUCGCCUCGGGCGAGCUUUCGCAGGCACAGCUCGAGAUCAAAAUGCCUUUCUUCGGGGUACCGUUCACUGUCAAAGAAAGCUGCUCCCUCAAAGGUCUCAGUCAGACAGGAUGCUUGCCGUCGAGGCAAGGGAUCAAGGCCGCAGCGGACAGUCCAAUAGUCGAGUCGAUGAAAAAAGCUGGAGCCAUUCCGCUCUGCGUCACCAACACCCCGGAACAAUGCGCCGGUUUCGACGCCGCUAAUCUGCUGUUCGGAAGGACUUUGAAUCCCUACGAUACCCGGAGGAUCGCUGGCGGCUCUUCCGGCGGCGAGGCAGCGUUACUGGGCGCCGGAGCUUCGCUGAUCGGUAUCGGUUCCGAUAUCGCUGGAUCGAUCAGAGUUCCUGCUCUUUUCAAUGGAGUUUUCGGACACAAACCCAGUUCUGAAAUCAUACCGAUCACCGGACACUAUCCGAUGUCCGACGACGAGUUAUUCCAGAAAUACCUCGUGCUUGGUCCCUUGACGCGUUACGUCGAAGAUCUUGUAGCGGCGGUGAGAGUAAUGAGCGGUGAAAAGUCGAAAAUACUGCGCCUCGACGAGACCGUAGACUUGAAGAAAUUGAGAGUUUUCUACAGGGAAGAUGCUGGAAAAUCUUUCGGCGUUGCACCCGUUGACAUCAGUACGAGGACGGUUAUAAAAAGGGCUGUGACUCAUCUGAAAACUUGCACUGCGGAAGUCCGAGAUGCGCCAGUGGGAUCGCUCACAGAAACAUUGGAAAUAACGGUCGCCUCGUUCUUUGGCAUGAAAAAGUUGCCAGCGUUGCUCGUCAAUCCGGCUGAUCCGAAGAACGAGUUCAACCCCAUAAUGGAAAUGGUCAAAGCCUUCCUGGGCAUGUCGCAAUUCACUAAAUCCGCAAUUUACAUGCAAAUACUGAGAGAAUCGAGAGGCUUCAUGUCCGAAUCAUCGCUGCACCGUUACCGACAGAAGGGUCAGGAACUUCGUACCAAAUUUGUGGAAAUGCUUGGCGACGAUGCUGUUUUCCUGUAUCCAACGUUCGUUAGCGCUGCUCCGCCAGUUGGGGAAGUGAACCUUCAAACUACCGGAAGCAUAUAUUGCUUGCUCGUCAACAUAUUCGGCUUUCCUGCGACUCAAAUUCCCAUGGGACUUGACAGGAACGGUUUGCCUCUAGGAUUUCAGGUGAUAGCAGGACCGAAUCAAGACAGACUGUGUCUCGCCGUGGCGAAAGAAUUGGAGAAGCGUUUUGGUGGUUGGAUAGCACCGACGGUGAUAUCGCUUCUCGAUGAUAAAGAAACCAAAGAGGAAUAAAUCGGAGUGAUAAUUGGAUUAUCGUGACGCGGCGAGUUCGUGUUUACGUUCGCGAUAGACGAUCGAUUAUCGUGCAUCAGCCUUGAGACACGAGUGUGUGGACGAUGAAUAAAUCGAGAGAGUGCAAGGCAGUUCGUAAAAGAAAGAAAAAAAAAAAACAAAAAUCGUUCGAUCGAAGAGCGCCGGAUGAUUAUCGUGACGCAAGUAAUUGCAUUUUUUGCGUGUUUGUUGUUCGCGGUCAGUGCAAAUUCCUAGUCGUCACGUGUCGGUUGAGUCCUUGCUCGAUACGCGAUGGAGAACGACCCGGAUAGUAGAAACACGAUGAACGUUUAUACAGGAUUUUUAGUGAUCUAAAAACAAGAGAGAAAAACAUUGCUUCGUUACUCAACGGGGCGAGUACGGGGUGGGAGGCACCCUGAAAAAAUUACCAACGAAAUGGUAACUCGAAAAGAGCAUCAAGAGAGUCUGCAAGUAGGAGAAAAAAGUCGUUGGCGUUGCAGAUUUAUUGUAUAAUCAAAAAAUUUAUUACCACAACUGCAAAAGUGCUUGAAUUCCUUGAAGUACUUAAGUUUGGCUCAGAAGAUAGAGUUUUGUUAUUAUUAAUAUAAAUAAAGCUCGUCGAUACGUCGCAGUUUGUAUUUCCUAAUAAAAUCCUAUUUUUCGUAAUUUUCAAA
Molecule: messenger RNA, 2432 nt
Organism: Venturia canescens
Lineage: Eukaryota; Metazoa; Arthropoda; Insecta; Hymenoptera; Ichneumonidae
Product: fatty-acid amide hydrolase 2-like
Exons: 10
Coding region: 157-1758 (533 amino acids)
Cellular component (GO): endomembrane system
Source: RefSeq, a predicted model, not a curated record